This is a messenger RNA of Pocillopora damicornis (cauliflower coral), 616 nucleotides long. RefSeq lists its product as uncharacterized. The record is from RefSeq and is a predicted model, not a curated record. NCBI's taxonomy places the organism in Eukaryota, Metazoa, Cnidaria, Anthozoa, Scleractinia, Pocilloporidae.
AUGAAGCUGUGGUUAAUUGCUGCCAUUAUUCUCUCUAUUGGAGUUCAAGCCGUGUUGAGCUUGAAGUGUUUGUCCUGCUUAAGUGACAAGUCAUGGGAUGACUGUAAAGGAAAAAGCAAGUCCUGCGUGGCUCCGGUUACCGAUGAUUGUAUUAAGAUGUACUUGAAAUCUAGUUCAGAGGAAUUAUUCAUGAGAGGUUGCAGUACCAAUGAUAACUGUGACACGAACAUCAACGCUCUUUGUAGAGACGCCUACGAGUGUGACAUCUAUUGCUGUAACGGAGACGACUGCAAUGCUAGCACAGCAACCCACAUCAGCGGUGUUCUGUUACUGUCAUGCGCCCUGGCAUCUCUUUCGAUCUUUUUCAAAGCCUGAUUUGAGGUCACGUACGGCUUAUGAGAAGUGCUGUAACUAAGUAUACCGCUUUUGUAACGUAACGAAUGCAAAACUAAGCCUGGGUACAGUAAUGUUUAUGUAGACAAUUGCUUUGAAUAGCUAGGAUAUGUAGUUGAGAAGAUUUACUUGUUGGUCUGCUAAAGAGCAUAAAGCAAUUUUUUUUUCGUUUUGUGUGCAGCAGUGGUAGAAGUAUAGGAACGUUUGUAAUUUCUUUAAAUGA